UGUACAAGAAACGUGCAUAAUCAGCAACCAAACCGCAGUGGCAGAGUGUGCUGCAGCAAUGGAAUAUGAAGCACCCACCUUCUCCCUUUUCACUGAACCACCACCACCUUCAUCAUCAUCAUCAAUCACCAAUCCCCAAUUCCCAAAUCUCCAAAACCCUAAUCCCAAUCCCAUGACUCUGAAUCCCCAAACCAGAACCACAAGAAGAAGAAGAACCGUUCUUCCCCCUUCCAUCGAAAUCAUCGACGUCGAUUCCAUCUCCUUCACCCGCCGCACGCCGCCCACCACCACCGUCAUCGAUCUCUCCGACACCGAAGACGACGACGACGACGACGUCAGAAUCCUCAAUUUCAUCCCCGCAAACACCCCUUUCGGCAAACGAAUCAAAAAACGCCACACCGAGAAAGCCGAAUCAUCAAAUGACGCGCCGUUCACCUGCGAAAUCUGCACGGACACCAAGACGGUGAGGGACUCGUUCGCCAUCAGCGGCUGUUCCCACGCGUACUGCUCCGAUUGCGUCGCCACCUACGUGCGGUCCAAGCUUGAGGAGAACGUGAUCAACAUCCGGUGUCCUGUUUCUGGAUGUUCAGGUUUGCUUGAGGCGGAGGAUUGUCGCGCGAUUCUCUCGCCGGAGGUGUUUGAUCGGUGGGGGACGGCGACGUGCGAGGCGUUGUUUGCGGUGUCGGAGAAAUUCUACUGCCCGUUCAAGGAUUGCUCUACGCUGUUGAUUGAUGAUGGGGCGGAGAAGGUUAUGGAAUCGGAGUGUCCUAAUUGUAGGAGGAUGUUCUGUGCGCAGUGUAAGGUGCCGUGGCAUGAUGGGGUUACGUGCGAGGAGUUUCAGAAGCUGGGGAAGGAUGAGAGGGAGAAGGAAGAUAUGAUGUUGAUGAAGCUUGCUAAGGAUCAGAAGUGGAAGAGGUGCCCCCAUUGCAAAUUCUAUGUUGCAAAAUCUGAAGGAUGCAUGUACAUGAAAUGCAGGUGUGGACAUGCCUUCUGUUACAACUGUGGAGCUCCUAACAAGAAUCCCAGCCAUCACUGCAACAAGUGUCAUCGCUAGCUACACUUGAAAGCAAGAUAUGUAAUAUAUUUUUUGCCUGGAGAAGACAUUUGCAGUAAGCAUUAGAAGAUUAUUGUAUCUGACCACAAUUAGGCCAGAUAUCAUUUAUGUACUUAUGGUAUACAACAACUUUGCAAAGUUCUCAGAUGGUGGAAGAAACUAUCAGAUCGAUGCCUUGCUGAUUCUGAUAUGCUUUUCUUUUAGUUUUUGGUCGAAAAACUAAGCUUUCAGUGACCGGAAUUGAGCAGAUAUGGAGAUACAAUUGGGCCAACAGUGCAUCCCUACUUAGAUACUGUCAAGCUCAGAAUCUUGGCCCAACAUGAUGACCAGCUCACAUCAUCUUAGUUUAGCCUAAUUGGAUUUGAUCAUGAACUUAUUAUUGUGAUAAAUUAUUUUCAUUUUGGUUUAGUUAUCUGGUUAGUUAUGGAGUAGUUGUUUUAA
Molecule: messenger RNA, 1495 nt
Organism: Lotus japonicus
Lineage: Eukaryota; Viridiplantae; Streptophyta; Magnoliopsida; Fabales; Fabaceae
Product: E3 ubiquitin-protein ligase RSL1-like
Exons: 3
Coding region: 59-1054 (331 amino acids)
Biological process (GO): protein polyubiquitination; ubiquitin-dependent protein catabolic process; positive regulation of proteasomal ubiquitin-dependent protein catabolic process
Cellular component (GO): cytoplasm; ubiquitin ligase complex
Molecular function (GO): zinc ion binding; ubiquitin protein ligase activity; ubiquitin conjugating enzyme binding
Source: RefSeq, a predicted model, not a curated record